Messenger RNA from Drosophila nasuta, 1079 nucleotides. Its product is annotated as 27 kDa glycoprotein. The coding region runs from base 29 to 985 and encodes 318 amino acids. The record is from RefSeq and is a predicted model, not a curated record. The transcript has a single exon. Lineage: Eukaryota; Metazoa; Arthropoda; Insecta; Diptera; Drosophilidae.
AGGCACAUGCACUCACGUUCCGCCAGUCAUGGAGUCAACGCUGAACGAAACACGUCGCUCUUUAGCGUUAUUUUUAUUGAUCGCGGUCUUCAGCACGCUGAGCGCGGCUCAACUGCAGUUCCCCAAGGAUCCGUCGAACAUCAAGGAUUUGAACGAGCUUGGCGCACAAUAUCUGCCCGCUGGCUACAGCAAUUCGAAUGUGACAGUCGCCGAUCUGCAGCGUUUGCUGCGCCAAAAGUGCGAGAAGGCCAACUCCGGAUUGCCUGCGAAUCAAGUCGAUGCCGGCAAAUUGAGUGGAAAUAUCGAACAGGCGGCGGGUCAAUUGUUCCAAUGCGUCUCCGGGCUGCUGAAUGUCACCGCCAUGCUCGACGAGGUGGAGGAUGCCAAGCCCAAAGGUGAUCUCGAUGUCGUCUUCGAGCGCUACUGUCUGCGUUUGCCGAAUAUGACACAGUGCCUGAACGACUUCAAUGCGGCGCUGUUGCCGUGUUUGACACGCGAGGAGCGCAAUCACAAUGCGAUGAUGAAGCGCAUUGUCGGCAAACUGCUGGACUUUGUGUGCUUCAGGAAUGGCGAUCAGAUUGCCCUGUUCAUUGCCGAGCAGGGGCCCGAAUGCUUUGAGGAGCACAAGGAUAACAUUGGCAACUGCUUCCAGACCAAUUUCGGUCACUAUCUGCCCAGUGAGCUGAAUGUCACGAAACUGGAGUUGCCCGAGUUGGUCCUAGACUCCAAAAAGUGCCUCGAUCUGCAUAACUUCGAGACGUGUGUGCUGGGGCAUCUGGAGAAGUGCGAGAACAUCACGCCCAGCAACAUUGUCGAGUCGAUGUUCCGCUAUGUCCGCAAAGAGACCAACUGCCAGCAGAGCAUCAAUCGUGAGACACGUGAGAGCGAGCCGCUCUCUCUCCGCGCUGGGGCAUCAGUCAGCUCGGUGGCAACUGCAGCUGCCACCCUCGCUCUUCCUCUAGCCUUAGUUCUUCGCACGUUUUAAAUAUAUACAUACUAUAUAUAUUUUUUUUCUUAUUUUUUGUUGUUGUUAAUCACCGAACUACGAAUGCAAAUAAACAUGUCAAUCUGAUAAUGAA